GCUCCAGUGGCCUCUGACCUAAGCGAUACCGAACACCUUUUAUUCAUUAGCUUCUCGACGACGGCCGAGCCAAGAGAUUUGUGCGUUCUCGCGAAGGCGCGCCCGCGAAAAAUGUACAGAGGAAACCCUGAGGAAAAGUGCGCUCGUACACGUAGAAAGGAGCAAGGCUAGGCUGGCUCUCAACUAACUAUCUGCCAAUUUAAUCUACAUUCGAGCAUAAGCUCUGCCGCGCGUAACUUAGGAAACGAAAGUGAAACGACGAUCUUAACUAUGCCGCCGAAAUCGUUCUUUUGGGUUUUAUUGCUGAUCGGAUUUAUGCAAAUAAUACUCGUCGAAUCGAACGGUCACAGGACGCUGCAUAGGCUUGUCGGUGGACAUUUAAGUGUAAAACCUGAUCUGGAUGACACUGAAUUGAUAAUAACCUCUAGUGCGGGCGGAGGGCGCGAAGGAAAGCAAAAAAAGGGUGAAGAUGGCGACGAGAAGAAAACGUUAUCACAACAAGUGGCAGAUGGAAAAUACGGUUUAAUACAAAAAGAACUGUUCUCUAAACCGGUUAAAAAAUCAGGUGUUAUUAGUUAUGAAAGUAAUCCGGAAGUGCCGUUAGAUAACAUCGAUAAUUUGGGAGGACUAAACAAAAAUGACAUAUGGUUGGCCGAGAAUCAUCUGUUAGUGAUUAAGGGCGGUUCGUAUCCUCCACAUGAAGCACAGAACGAAAGGACGCAUCCCCAUUGGCUUCCGAUCGACGAUUACAAAGCACCCAGUCGCCAAGUUAAAAUCCCAGCCAACCCGAAAGUCCCGCCGCCCUUUCCCGUCCAACUCACCGAAGGAGGGCCGCUACAAAUCUUGGGCACAAACACUACGACAACGCUUAAUGGAUCGCUCUCAGCGAAACCAUACCCCUUACCAGCGUUCGAAGCCGGUGGCUUCUUCCCUCCCCUCGCACCCGGAAAUCCAUAUUCGCCCAACUUUACUUCCGGGGAAACUCCGUUCCCAAUACCUCCGUUCCCUCCGUCAGGAGACUAUGGCCCGCCUUUCCCACCGUUCCCUAUAAAUGGCAGUUUGCCACCUUUUUUAGCGUCACUGCCCCCAGGGGCAGCAAUACUCCCGCCCCCGGGAAACUUUACGGAAUACGACGAAGACGACCCUUCCAUAUAUUAUCCGCCGCCAUACAGUUUCUAUUAUCAAAUGGACAACACAACAGCCGUGCCGCCGGGCCCUUUAGUGCCAGGAAUAGUCCUUCCACCACCGCCAAAUUUCUUCGCGCCUUUAGAAAAAACGCGCAAACCGCAACGACCAAUCAAAAAUCAAAUGCAUCGCACAACGACAACAACAACACAACGACCGACAACAACCACCGAAAUAAUCAAACAGAUACAUCCAACAACCACACCUCUACCGCCCACUCCGAUAAACAAACCUUCGAGAAUAAAGCCAACAGUGAAAGAACCAACAACCACGCAAGCACCAAUAAUAACAAUUCUACCGGUGAGAUAUUUGCCAAAACCAAAUCGAACGUACAUCCCUGUAACCACCACUCAAAGACCCAACAUACCGGAAAGGAGAAAGAGGCCACCUGCGGUGACAAUUCUCCGUCCAGUAAAACCGUCAACUACAUCAACCCAAAGACCACCGGUAUUCUUCUAUGAAAAUAAUGAAGUGGCCAAUGGCAGACCUUUCAAGAUAUAUGGACCUCCACAUCCUUCGAGAACUGUGAUUAGUUCAACGCAAAUUCCACUGAAGGCUUACUACAGCACCUCCAAUGACAUCGAUACAAAUUCCGUAACUCAAAGACCAGCAAAUAAUGUUUAUCGGGAUAAUGGCAUAUCAACUGUGCAAGUUCCUAAAACAACGAAACCACCAGCGCAAUAUUACUUCUACGAAGAGGCCGUUACUAAUAGCAUAACUACACCAAGAACACCAAAACAGAGACCAAAUGAAUAUUAUAAUAUUCCUAAAGAAUAUUAUAUACCAUCCAGGCAAACUGUCAGAGGAAAUUACCAGCAAGCUAAUAAAGCAGUUCAACCACCUCAGCAAUAUUAUUACGUAACGAACCGGCCAGCGAGACCUAGCAGGUACCGAUUCAUUGAAACAACAAAGAAACCAGAUACGUUUAGCGUGCACGUGGCCCGACUAAAACAACAGAUUCAUCAAUACUAUACCACUCCAGAUCCUUACUACGAUCAGCGUCCGCAUUCUUCAUCAAAACCGGUGUAUCAAUUUAGUUUCCAAGCAGCCAAUUACCAACCGAAACAGAAUCAAUUUAGACCAUCUCCAAUUGACGAGAUCAACAACAAUCAAGAUAAAUUUAGACCGUUGAACAAGUACAAUGUACAAAUACAGCCAGCAAUUGAAGUAUUGCCUACAGAAAGACCGGUCUAUCAACAAAACACACCUGCGCCCGUAUACUACCAGCAGAAGACAACCAGGCGGCCAAAUUAUUAUUCUACAGUUCGGCCGGAAUACGAAUAUGAAGAAAUUGAUGAUAACAGAGGUAAAAACGAAUAUGUGGCCACUCCACGACCGAUUAGUCAAUAUUCAUUCGAGGCGACGCCGAACCCAAUCUAUCAACCGUAUUAUACCAAACAAGAUGAUUCAUAUUUCGAUGAUAUUACGAAGAAACAUUUUACAGUUUUUGGUAAGAAACUUCCCGGUGCUACAACUCCUUUGAGUAGGAUUGAAGCCACAACUUCCAGCCCCCAACCGCAACAACCAGUAUACAACAACAAGAAUAUUCCAUAUGAAUACACUCAAGAAAUUGGUAAGGGGAUUUCUUUGGAAGGCGACACGCUUGUUAAUUAUGUACGUGCAGGACAACGGCCGAAUCCCCAAGCUGAAUAUCUACCCAGAAAUAGACAGCCAAUUAGGUAUCAACAGCAGCAACAGCCGCAAUUGAGUUUAGAAUCAGAUAUAAAUGUAAAUUAUAAACAUCCCAAGCCUCCAGUGAAUCCGGAUGCAGAAAUCGUGCAAGCGAUUCCAGUGAAAUUAAGUGCAAACAACGGAGAUAAACGAGGAUCUUAUAUAUCUUACGAAUUGCCUGGAGACAAUGGAGCGCACUUCUACUUCUUGACACCACAAUUAGCACAGAGUCGAGACCAGGGUGCUGGUUACUACUAUUCGAAUCCAGAAUCGCGAAUCCGACGUAGCCAAAAAGACUCAGAAUAAUAUUUAAAGAGUGUGUUUACCCAUGUCCUAUUAUAUAUUUCAUUGUAAAUUAUAUUAUAUAUUAUAAUAUUUAAAUUAUGUGUACCGAACUGUGAUUGUUGAAAUGCGCGGUGAUGAACAGUGUCUCGUCGUAUCGAUGAAAAACUAAUUGGAGUAUUGUCUGCGCGUAUUAAUAGAACAAUUUAAUAUGUACCAUGUUUACCAUUAUUGUGAUUUGACUAUUAUUAUUACCAUUACUAUUAUU
Molecule: messenger RNA, 3406 nt
Organism: Nicrophorus vespilloides
Lineage: Eukaryota; Metazoa; Arthropoda; Insecta; Coleoptera; Silphidae
Product: extensin
Exons: 2
Coding region: 271-3162 (963 amino acids)
Source: RefSeq, a predicted model, not a curated record